GGCUUUUACGCUGGCUAUGAACCACAUUGAAUGUUCUCGUGGUUGCCUCUCCUCCAGGCCUCCUUCUCGGUCGUACUGAGUGCGCGUGGCGUUAUGGGAGAGCUUCUUCCGUAUAACUAAAGAGGCAGUCCAGAUGAAAUAUUUCCUUUUUUAUUGUUUCAGCUGACCUGGAAGAGGAAUAUUUUACUCUUGAGGAAAUCAAACAAAAAGUUGAAAACCAAAAGUUCGGUUGGAAGUCAAAAUUUAAAGGAGGAUUAGAAAAAAUAGAAGUUGAACACAUUGAAGAGAGUCUGGAAUCCCGUGCAGCUAAAGAAGAAGUAAGAUACGACUUCACCUUCUACACUCCUACUUGUCGAUAUGUUCGUGUCAAGGUAUGGCUUACCGAGAAAGAUGGUGGCGAACAGGAAGGCGACGGAGCAAGUUCAAUGGCGUUCUCUCGCAGUGCACCCUUCAGUGUUAUGAAUGUCACGAGUCACGCGUUGCCUGAUGAGCAGAGUGAUUCAUCACACACGCCAUGUUUUUACAUGUGUUCUCAGACACAGCAGAGACUGAAGGCAGACAUCGUAAUGCCUUCCAAGGAAUGUGAUUACCGACUGUUCGUAAAAACAUGCCCAGUGAUUGGCCUUGUUCCCAGGACGCCUCAAGCCGAAGAGGAAGACAGAAUAUUAGAAAGUUACCUCAUGGGAAUGAAGAUCGAGGAAGGUCAAUUAACGCUGCCACCAGUUUCCGAGCGACCAGACGGGUUUGACCUGUUUUAUCAGCGGCGAAGUCGAAGAAGGAUUUACGAGUAUGAAAUGGAUGACGAAAAGUUUACCUUGCUUAUUUCCAAAUAUCAAGAGAAAACCGUGGAUGCCGCCGAAACUGAAGCGAGCGGUUUUGACGAAAUAGAUACAGAGACGGAUAUUCAUCUUCACUGUAAAGAAUGGGACCGAAUGCUUGAGGAAGAAAACUGGGAACCAGAGCAGAUUGUAGCCAAGUUACCUACUUUCUUACAGUUCAUGCGAUCAGUUCAGAGUAGUGUGGCACCAUAAAUUGCUGCCUGUGACAGGGUAUUGCAAGUGCAGACUGAACAUUUUAAAAUCAAAGAGUGGUUUUUCAAUCACUAUAGUAAAUCAAAUGUCUAGUGUAAAUAGCCGUGGGAACACUGGAGACUGUAUGUAGGUAAUAAAUCGAACACGAAAGACCGUGUUUGAGCACAUUUCCAAACACCGAGAAGAGAGUACAAAAUACAACGUGCAGCGGAGUAUUUUUGAUGAACUUGGAACUUUAUGAAAUGAACCAAAAAGCUGUUUCCAAAAAAGUAGUUUAAAUGACAAAAUUGAAGGUCUCAAGACAUUCAGAGACAGAUGCGAAGAAACCCGGUCCGACUUUCAACAUGGCUGCCGUGUUUACUAGCUAGCAGUGAGGUGUGACCUCAUAAAAUCUUCCUUCUCUUUAUGAGAAUGUUGCCUUCUGAAAACUAUUAGUUUAACUAUUAGUUACUUAGCUGACGAACAUUUGAUGGUUUGGAAGUUGACACGAGAAAAAUAAGACUGUUGGCUUUUAUAAUUUCUUAUAUAUAUCUAAUCAAGACUUCAGAGAGGGUUACUGUCUUCAAUAAAGUUGCUUAAAGUUUAUGUGAAUUUCGAAACUCUGGACCUCUCUAACUGAUAUCCAGCAACCCCCAUUAUUGACUAAGAUAAAGAGUUUGCAAACAGAUGGCACUUCAUGGAGUUAAUAAAUUAUUAAGAAA
This is a messenger RNA of Orbicella faveolata, 1732 nucleotides long. RefSeq lists its product as uncharacterized. Gene Ontology annotation, molecular function: RNA binding. The record is from RefSeq and is a predicted model, not a curated record. Lineage: Eukaryota; Metazoa; Cnidaria; Anthozoa; Scleractinia; Merulinidae.